AUGCAUUCAAUCAGAUACCAAUUAGCCAUUAAUCCCCUGGCUGUGCAUUUUCUUCUGUUUUCUCUUCAGUUGUGCUCAUCUGCCCCUUCCAAUGACAAUGGCUCCUUCAACGAUGAGCAGGCUCUCCUUGCCUUCAAGAAUUCCCUCACUUCUGAUCCAAACAGUUUUUUGUCAGUUUGGGAUGUCAACACUAACGUCUGCAACUGGACAGGCAUUUCAUGCAAUAAAUUGAUGAGAGUGUCAACAGUAAAUCUUGAGAGUUUGGGUUUAGUGAGUCAGAUUUCUCCUGUUUUGGGAAAUCUUUCCUCUCUAGAGGUGUUAGAUAUCUCUAAUAACUCUUUCCAUGAUGUUAUUCCAGAUCUCGGCCAGAAUCUCAGCAAUCUGAAAGAACUGCAUCUGUUGGGGAAUCAGCUUAGUGGGCCAAUACCAACAUCUCUAGGAAAUUGUUCCAAACUGAAAUUUCUUGACCUCAGCCUCAACAGUCUCAAUGGCAAUGUGCCUCUGCAAUUGCGUAAGUUGAGUUCUCUCCAACGUCUUUUACUGUAUGAUAACUUCCUCACCAGCUCAAGGACUUUGCCCUUUCUUUCAGCUCUUAUUAAUUGCUCUUCCCUGAAAACUUUAUACUUGGGCUUUAACCAUCUCGCUGAGAAUUUGUUCCCUUCCAUUGGCAAUCUGUCUGCCGAACUCACUGUAUUGUCCUUACAACAAAACCUUAUAGGAGGGAGAAUACCUCAAGAAAUUGGCAACCUAACCAAAUUGAUAUUGAUAAAUUUCACUGGAAAUGCAUUGACUGGCCCCAUUCCAUCUGAAUUAGAAAUGCUCAAGGACUUGGAAAGAUUGUAUCUAGGCCAAAAUAAAUUACAGGGGCCCAUUCCCUGGGAGAUUGCUCCGAUGUUAAUAAUUUUAACGCAGCAUAGUGUUAUUGCUCAUAAUAUGCCUUUCAGUGCUGAACUUUCUGAACUUCAAAUUGCUCACUGUGAUUUGAAGCCCAACAAUGUACUUCUGGACUUCUAUAUGACAGCACAUAUAGCUGAUUUUGGAAACGCCCAUAUACUAUUGAAAGUUCUGUUUGAUGCAGAGUAUGGAGUUGGUGGAAGGAUCUCACCUAAGGGAGAUGUUUACAGCUAUGGAAUUCUGUUAUUGGAGAUGUUAACAGGAAAGAGACCAACCCAUCAGAUGUUUGUUGAUAGACUCAGCUUGCGCAUGUGGGUUAGUAUGGCUUUUCCUGAUAGGAUUUCAGAGGUGGUUGAUGAUAGCUUGCUGUUGUGCAAUGGAGGUGUUACAGAUGCUACAUGCAAUUAUAUUAUUCAACUGAUUAAAGUAGCCUUGUUGUGCUCCAAAGAUUCACCUAAAGACCGGCCAAGUAUGGCGGAAGUUGUGGAGAUGUUGGAAUGUAUUGAGGACAUGUUUGAAGGGAGAACAGUGGAUUCUAAAUAUCAACAUGAUCUCUACGAAAUGGCAAUCAGCAGGAGACGUGCAAGAGAUCUUGCAGUGAAAAACUUAAGAAACAGGGCAAUUCAGACCUUUCUUGACACUCCUGCGCCUGUGCAGAAGGGAUCUGUGCCUAUGUGA
Messenger RNA from Cryptomeria japonica (Japanese cedar), 1572 nucleotides. Its product is annotated as putative receptor-like protein kinase At3g47110. The transcript has 5 exons. The record is from RefSeq and is a predicted model, not a curated record. Gene Ontology annotation, molecular function: ATP binding; protein binding; protein kinase activity. Gene Ontology annotation, biological process: protein phosphorylation. The coding region runs from base 1 to 1572 and encodes 523 amino acids. Lineage: Eukaryota; Viridiplantae; Streptophyta; Pinopsida; Cupressales; Cupressaceae.